CAACUUCCGAUUGUUAGUCAUCGUUUUUUUUAAAGGGUUUAAAGAGGAACACGAAAGGCGUCGGAACAUAAACAUAAAUUUCAGCAUUUUGAUGUCAAAAUGGGGGCUUGCCUGGCUUUGUGCUCUUUAGCCAGCUGUGCCUCAUGUCUGUGUGGCUCAGCACCAUGUCUUUUAUGUGGCUGCUGUCCCUCCUCCAAUAACUCCACCAUCACCCGCUUGGUUUUCUCUUUCUUUUUACUGUUGGGAACCUUUGUGUCUGUCAUCAUGAUACUUCCUGGAAUGGAAACACAGCUCCGCAAGAUCCCAGGAUUUUGCAAGGGAGGAACAUCAAUACCAAUACCUGGUGUUGAAAACCAGGUCGACUGCAAUGUCAUCGUGGGGUACAAGUCGGUGUAUCGAAUGUGCUUUGCCAUGACCUGCUUCUUCUUUCUGUUCUGCGUUAUCAUGAUUCGUGUUCGUAGCAGUAAAGACCCACGUGCAGCUUUUCAAAAUGGCUUCUGGUUCUUUAAAUUUCUGAUCCUGGUUGGGAUUACAGUGGGAGCCUUUUUCAUCCCUGAUGGAACAUUUCACGAUGUGUGGUUUUACUUCGGCAUGGUGGGAUCCUUUAUCUUCAUUUUAAUCCAGCUCAUUCUCCUCAUUGACUUUGCCUACUCCUGGAACAAAGCCUGGGUAGAAAAUGCUGAAAGAGGGAACAAAUGCUGGUUUGCAGGACUGCUGUCUUUCACUGGCCUCCACUAUGCACUGGCUAUUGCUGCUGUGGUGCUUUUCUACAUUUACUAUACAAAGGCCGAUGACUGCACAGAGCACAAAGUCUUCAUCAGCAUCAACCUUAUCUUAUGCAUCACCGUCUCCAUUGUUUCCAUCUUACCGAAGAUACAGGAAGUUCAGCCAUACUCAGGUCUGCUUCAGGCUUCCCUCAUCUCCCUCUACACUAUGUAUGUCACUUGGUCUGCAAUGACCAACAAUCCAAAUCGCAAUUGUAACCCCAGCCUGUUGAGUUUAGUGUCGAACGUCAGCACCGCUGAAUCAUCUGGUGGCAGUUCUCCAGGACAGGUGCAGUGGUGGGAUGCUCAGGGUAUUGUGGGAUUAAUCAUCUUCCUCUUCUGCACUCUUUACGCCAGUAUUCGUUCAUCCAGUAACACCCAGGUGAACAAGCUGAUGCAGACUGAGGAGGGUGGAGGGUCAGGUGAAGAGGGUGUGGUGGGGGAGGAUGGUAUACGCAGGGCUGUUGACAAUGAAGAGGAGGGAGUCACUUACAGCUACUCCUUUUUCCACUUCCACCUCUGCCUGGCCUCUCUGUACAUCAUGAUGACUCUUACCAACUGGUACAAACCAGAAACUUCCAGCCAAGUCAUGCAGAGCAGUAUGCCAGCUGUUUGGGUGAAGAUGAGUUCCAGCUGGCUGGGCCUUGGGCUCUACCUUUGGACCCUUGUCGCCCCUCUUAUUUUCCCUGACAGGGAUUUCAGCUGAGCAGACAUUGUCUUUUGGUUGUAUUUGAAUGGUUUGUUUGUUUGUUUGUUUGUUUUUGGGGGGGUAUAUUGGGCAAGCUGAAGGAUGCUAAAAAGAAUAUUAUUAAGACAUUUUUUCAUUACAUUUAUUUUUUUGGCAGUAGUCUCUGUUAUUGUAUUUGUUGGGUUAGUCCUCUUGGUUAGCUUAUUGAGUGAAAUUAUUGCUACAGAUGCUGUUUUAAGCUGAUUUUUUUUCUUUUCUUUUAAAGUUUAUCUGGUCUGGACUUGGGCAUGUGAAGUAAUUUCAUUUUCCAGUGACUCAAAUUCAUAGGCUACUCUCCUACCUUCUGUAGUGUGAUCAUAUGAGCUCCACUAUCUUGGUUCUAAGUUUUAGGUUCCAUAGCAAAGACUCAACAACAAAGCACUUUCUCAAUACCUCAGAUGUUUCAAGUUAGAGUCCUGUUUAAAGGUCUUUCAGACCAGAGCUCUCUGAUUGGCCAGGUCUGGAAUACCCCUGAUUAGCUGUGCUCCUUUACUGCAGGGGGCACCAGGGAGAGCCCUGAUCGGGAGCCUCAGAAUGAGGUGAGUGUGAAAGCUAGAUAAGACUAAUAUGGCACACCCUUAAGAUCAUAACAGGGCUUCCCCGUUGCUGCUAGGCUGCAUGCAAAUCCACGUGAUUGCACAUUGAGACAGGGAGUCCUAAUAGACAGCCAGUCUAAUCUCAACUCUUCCUUGUCUACUCCAAGCUGAGAUAAUUUAUCUCCGGUGCUAAGGUUUUCCAUGCCUGACUGUGUUUGGCCUCUGACGGCCACGGACAACAAUCUAUAUAUCCUGUAUAGCAAUCUGCAACAAGGAGACAUGUAUUGAUCCGUAGCAGUUAGCAUCAUGCAGUGUGCAGCAGUAGGGUUCAGGAGGUGAAUCAUAAAUCCUGCACUACCUGUAUUCUUACAAAUGCCAUUAUAUUGAGGAGGUUGCACAGUGAAUUAUUGAGUUAAAAAAGGGAAUUAUAAAUGUUAAAAUGUACAAAACAAUAAUAAUGCAUUUCUGAAUUGCUGUUACUGAUUUUUAUUGCUGGUAUUGAUAUUCAUAGUGAUUUGAUGGCUGUAAUGUUGGUACAGUACUCUUGCAUAUGCAUUAUAUACUUGUUACCUCAAUUUCAGUAUGACUGGAAUGAGUUAAAAUAAGGUGAGUAUAUUUUGUAGUUGUGGAAAAAAAUUUGGUACAAUCCUGUUUUGUGUUCUUUUUAAACAUUUCAGUUGUCACAGACAUGAAUCAGAUGUUUCUCUGGUUGUGUAUGAGUAUAGUGAGUGAUGUUUUUCAAAGGUUUUCUGAUUAAUAGAAUUUUUUUUUUUUUUUACAUUCUUUAUAUAUUUGAUCCCACUAAGAUGAAUAUUUAGGAUGAAUUUCUUGUGUUGGAUCAUAAUUUAACAUUUCAAAACACUAUUAAGUGCCUUUUUGUAGUCCCAAAAUGUAUGCUAAUAGAUCAUUAAUGCUGAUGUGCUUAUUAUACCUUGCCUUACAUUGUGGCGAUCCAGUCAUUGCAUGCCAUAAGGCACCGGUCUGUAACAUAAACUGUAAUUUUAAUAAAGAUGAAAGCUUCCA
Molecule: messenger RNA, 3050 nt
Organism: Archocentrus centrarchus (flier cichlid)
Lineage: Eukaryota; Metazoa; Chordata; Actinopteri; Cichliformes; Cichlidae
Gene: serinc2l
Product: serine incorporator 2, like
Exons: 10
Coding region: 100-1470 (456 amino acids)
Cellular component (GO): membrane
Source: RefSeq, a predicted model, not a curated record